Messenger RNA from Ogataea parapolymorpha DL-1, 1962 nucleotides. RefSeq lists its product as uncharacterized. Lineage: Eukaryota; Fungi; Ascomycota; Pichiomycetes; Pichiales; Pichiaceae. Gene Ontology annotation, molecular function: DNA-binding transcription factor activity, RNA polymerase II-specific; RNA polymerase II cis-regulatory region sequence-specific DNA binding. The transcript has a single exon. The coding region runs from base 1 to 1962 and encodes 653 amino acids. Gene Ontology annotation, biological process: regulation of transcription by RNA polymerase II. The record is from RefSeq and is a predicted model, not a curated record.
AUGGAAUUACCAUAUAUUCAGCAUCAGAUUUCACCCACAAGGCCCCAGUCACAUGUCGAUGCUCAACAGGACCUGUGUUCGGCAAAGAAUGCACACUUGGGCUUACCUACCGACUACACUAAGCUUAGUCCUGCGGGCCAGCACCAGAUCUAUUCCUUCAAUGGACCAAUGAAUAUCUCGCAUCCGUUUUUAUUUGCGCUUCCAGGCUUAUCCCCGCGCUACCCAAUGGCACCACAUUGGGGGAAUGUAGGAUUUUCUGCUGUCCCAUCCCUGCAGCUUCCAAAAUUUUUCAAAGACCCUCAACGGGAAGAGGCCACCAGAUACAAUUCUCCUGCUUAUUCGGCCAACAGUUCGAAACCAGUGUCAUCUUCUUCCAGUGCGCUUUUCAGUACUCAAUAUUUAGGGCCAUACGUCUCGCAGUCUUCUGCAGAUUCGAUCCAAUCAAAGGCAAAACCGGCUAAAUCUGAUCACAGUUUUUUAGGCGAGAUCUGCGACACAAAUCUGAUCGAAAUAGCGAAGAAAAAUAUCCAGACUCCAUUUGAUGAACUGGCCCAUUCGGUGAAAUUGGCGGAGACAAAUCUUGCCCGCAUUAUUGGAUCCAGCUCAAAACAUUCUAGGGAUAAUCGUCAUGCCGAGGCUCACAAAAAAAGACAGCACCAGAUCCUGGCUAUGGUUUUUCUGAUAAAGCGUGUACAGAUCAAGGAGUCUGCCGUAUGUCCAAGAAACAGGAUAUUCAACCAGUAUGUGCAGCUGUGCCAGCAGUAUGGAGUGCAGCCUGUCGUGAAUGCUUCCUUUGGUAAACUUGUCAAGGCGCUUUUUCCAGGCAUCAAGACAAGGAGGCUGGGGAUUAGAGGUUCCAGCAGAUACCAUUACUGCGGCAUAAAACUGGUAGGAGAUGCUGAUGAAGUUGAGUCCUUGGCGUCGACCACGUCGACGACUCCCACCAUUGGGUCGCCAGCCGCUGCUCAAGCAAACGAAAUGUCUCCUGACAUUCAAUUCGAUCUAAGUUUGGAGGACAAUUUUCUCAACAGGAUGACCAUCGAGGAACCAGAUCUCGGAAUCAGUACUAUCAGCAGCAUAUUCCAUUAUUUUGACUCUGCUGAGCAGAAGGAGCUGAAAGAGAUUGAGGAUUACUAUGGAGCUCACUGCCGCAAGGUUUUGCAUUGCAUUCGGUUCAUGAAAAUCAAGACUCUGUUCGAAAGCAUGUCUUCAGAUUUUUCAGGCUCAUCCAUGCAUGCGAAAAGUCUUUUGUCUUCUCCCCAUGUGAUUUCAUGGAUUUUGAGGUGCGACAACUCGCUGUACAUAGCAUGUAUCAGAUUGUUGUCCAAGAUGAUAUUUCAAAAUGUGCCUCAGCAUGUUUGCGUUCAAAUGACCAGGCUGAAUGCCUACUUCGUGAAGUACGUCAAGGAGAUGAUGCUUCCUGAUGAUCUUAUCCAGGCGAAACUUCCUGGAGCUGAGACAUUUGUAAAGAUGACCUCUCGGCUGACUAGGGUGAUCCUGGCAGGCCACAAUUGUGUCAGAAAUCUUUGCCAGCCAUCAGUCGUGCUAGAGCUACUACAAGAUUGGGAAGCGCUUGACGUUAGGGAGAUUGUCAAACGAGAGAUCAGAUGCCAAAAGCUGGAAGAGAUUACAGAUGUUUUGCAACACGAUAUCACAAACCUUUUCCGCGAGGUUUCUGCUCUCACUCUUCAUAGCCAGGAGACUGAAGACACUAUCAUUCAGACGUUGAGCACAAGGAUGUCGAGAAUUCCUGAAAAAUUUGUGGACGUGAGCCCGCAGACUUUUCUGUUGAUCAGCAAUCAGUUGGUCGACUCGAUAAUGAGACAACUGACUCUUGACAACCGCAACCAUAUUGUUAUCUGGUGGGGGCUGAGCUGCUGGCUCAAUGAGUUUUUUAUUUUCCUUGCCGAGCUUGGCGGUUACACCAAGCUUGUUGCUGAUUAUGAGAGUCCGAGAGAGUAA